This is a messenger RNA of Helicoverpa armigera (cotton bollworm), 3123 nucleotides long. Its product is annotated as hyaluronidase. The coding region runs from base 175 to 2196 and encodes 673 amino acids. The record is from RefSeq and is a predicted model, not a curated record. NCBI's taxonomy places the organism in Eukaryota, Metazoa, Arthropoda, Insecta, Lepidoptera, Noctuidae. Gene Ontology annotation, molecular function: hyalurononglucosaminidase activity. Gene Ontology annotation, biological process: carbohydrate metabolic process; defense response; hyaluronan catabolic process. The transcript has 8 exons.
AGCGCGCUCCCAACGGCACAUCACUAUCCGUCAAAAAUUGGCGCGAAACGCCAUUUUUAUUUUUCAUCGUAAUUUUUUUUAACGGAUUUUUAGUUUUAGUGAAAUGAAUAACAGUUUUUUAGUUUUGAAUGGAGAUUGAUUUGAGGAGUUUCUUGUGUUCUAGUGCUUGUGAAAAUGAGAACUUUGUUGUUUAUUUUUUUGGCGGCCUACGCUGUGAGAUGCGAUGAUUCUAACUACUACGUAGUCCAGAUGCCAGACAACGACGUACUCCCCACCAAAGAGUUCAAAGUCUACUGGAAUGUCCCCACCAUGCAGUGCAAGUCUAAACGCAUCUACUUCGAAGACCUGUACCAAAAGUACGGCAUUAUCCAGAACACCGGCGAUAGUUUCAGAGGGGACAAAAUCUCCAUACUUUAUGAUCCGGGGGACUUUCCCGCUCUGUUGAGGAAUAGCACCAGUGGGGAGUUGAAGUAUAGGAAUGGGGGAGUUCCACAGGAAGGGGAUCUGAUUAAGCAUUUGGAUACGUUUCAGAAGGUUCUGGAACAGAGUGUGCCGGAUAAGGAUUUUAAUGGCGUCGGUAUAAUAGACUUCGAGUCGUGGAAGCCGGUCCUCCGUCAGAACUUCGGCAUCCUGACUCCAUACAAGGAUGUCUCCUACGAGAUCGAGAAGAAACGCCACUGGUGGUGGAAGAAGCAGUGGAUUGAGGAAGAGGCAAAACGUCGUUUCGAAGGGGCCGGCCGCGAGUUCAUGCAAGCGACCAUCUCUCUAGCUAAGAAGAUGCGUCCGAAAGCUCUAUGGGGCUACUAUGGGUACCCAUACUGCUUCAACAUGGCUUAUAAUAAUAGGAAAGAGACCUGUGCCGAUAAAGUACCUCAGGAGAAUGAUCGUAUAAGCUGGCUCUGGGAAGAAAGCACAGGACUGUACCCAUCAGUGUACAGCAGCGAUGACAUUACCGCCUCACAGCUCGCGGCGCUCGUGCGCGGGCGCGUGCGCGAAGCUGCAAGAGUGGCGGCGGGGGGAACCACCAUACUGCCGUAUUUCUGGUACCGGUAUAGGGAUAAGGGGUAUUUUAAUGAGAGUGACCUGGACACAGCAUUCAGCACAUUCUACAAAUCCAACGCCUCAGGCUUCAUCAUCUGGGGAAGUUCCAACGACGUCAACACUGUUGAAAAAUGUAAAAACCUGAAAGCCUACGUCACUGAUAUACUAGGCCCAGCUGUAGCCAAAUACACUAAACCUAUUAUAAGACUCGAGGAUAACCCUGAUGAAUCGUACAACGUUAUUUUUAAGCCCAGCAAUGCAUCCAAAUACGACCCAGAAUAUACCUGGAUACCACCUGCAAACUACACUCAAAGUGUUGAAAAAAUGGUAGAAAAAGAAUUAAAGGAAGAAGCAGAGGCAGCGAAAAUACAUAAAGAUAAAGAAAAAACAGAAAGUAUUCUAGUUGAUAUAAUUUUACAUAAGAUAGCUAAUUACUGUGCUGAAGGCUGUGAUAAUAAGAGUAAAGUGCAAAGGACUGAUGAAGGAGAUGACGUUAAUAUAAAUGAAUCUAGAGUAGUUUUAGUUACUGAAGAUCCUUUUAAGAAAACUUCCACUGCCGUUGGAAUUACUGUGCCAUCGAUGACAGAAGAAGAUAUUUACGAUUACGAUACAAGUGCCGGUGACGUCACUGUAGGACAAUUGUAUGUCACUGAAGACACUGAUAUAAGUACAACCGCUAAAAGUAUUGAGAAUACUACAUUAAGUACAAGUACAGAAUUAAGUAGUACUAUAAGUUUAAGUAAUGAAGAAAGUGGUACUAUUAGUACUACAGAACCCGUUAAAAUGGAAUCACAAGAAAGUAAUAUAAAAGAUUUAAGUACAGAAGCCUACAGUUCUACUGAAGCGAGUACUACUGAAAGUAGUACACCCACAAGUGCUACUGAACCUAGCAUAGAAGAUACAAGUACUAGUUAUAGAACUACAAGUCAAAAACCAGAAGAAACAAGUACUGCAUUUAGUAAUGAUGAUAACAUACUUGAAAGCAGUAUAAAUUUCAAUUCAGUAGAAACCGAAUUUGAUGUUGUUGAUGGAACUAGUACUCUUAAUCCUAGUACUGUAGAAAGUACUACAGUUGAUGUGAAUAGUAAUACAAGCGAUAGCAGUACAACGAUGGCGUCGAUGAUCACAGAACAGGUUGUUGUUUCAGUUGUUUAAGGUGUUGGGGUCUGUAUCCAGAGCGAUCGUCAGUAAGCCGCUCGCGUGUUCUCUAUUCUAUUUCUACUCUAUCACCAAAUGUCUCUGCCUCUUGCUUGGGACCUGCUAAGGGGCUAACGAUUGGUUUCUUAUGUAAUACAUCAUUUAUUUCUUCACAAAUUACCUUAUUAUUAUCUGAUUAAUCUGUUUCGUUCUCAUUUCUAUCGUUAACGUUAUAUUCUUCAAUUGUUUAAAAGUCAUUAGUAUUUGUAAUAGAUUCAUUUAUUUCUUGUAAAGUAUUAGUAGAUUAAUCUUUAGCAUCACUGUAUUAUUUUUCUAUUACCUCAGUUAAAUCGGGUAAGGUUAUAUUAAAGACUUGACGUACUUAUUUGUACAAUUUAAGAUCACAAGUAUUCGAGAUUAUAGGAUUAGGUUUCAGUUAGUGGUAAACUUAUGUUGACUGAUUGCCUUAAAUGGAGAGAUGAGGAAAGUUCUAUAUUUGAUAUUGGGAUUGACUAUUUAGUGCAAUCCGGUCACAAACCAGCUAUUCUUGAAAUGUCUUUAUAAACCCAUACAGUUCAUAAAAAUUGCGACAGCUAAAAUAUAUGAUUAAUGACAGUUCUCCGUAUUUUAUUAUAUUUCAAUUGAAUCACAACAACCAAUCGUUAGCUUCAUACCUACAGCUAUUUUCAAUCACUUAAUUAUUGGUUUCAAGCAACUAGAGAGAGAAUUCUGUCAUGAAUUGAAUAUUUCUGACAAAAUUCGAUAGCUAAAAGAUUUGGUCCAAUAAGUAAGUUUUGAAAAAGUACAUUAUCUAAGUAGAAUGUAUAAUUUGUGACUAAUCAUUUUAUCUGUGAUAUGUUUAAUAUAAUUUUGUUAGAUAUUUUUGUGAAUAUUGCCAAUUUAAUUGUCAGUUAUCUAGGAUUAAAAUAUUAUAUUUUGAUGUAU